CUGCUUUACGGCAAGGUGGCUAGGUGGGUGGGGGCGGUCUGGCGACGUUUCGCGAUGGCAGACGCUGGCGAGCCCGGCACCUCCGCGUCGCUCCGCUCCCGCUUCGAUGGGGCCGCCUCGCGGGUCUCCGUGCUGGCGUCCAGCCUGCCCAGGGACGCGCUUCUGCAGCUGUACGCGCGGUACAAGCAGGCUUCCAUUGGCAAAUGCAACACAACUAAGCCAGGCUUGUUUGACUUUGAAGGCAAGCAAAAAUGGGAGGCAUGGAAUGCACUGGGAGCCAUGUCAAAAGAGCAGGCUAUGACUGAAUAUCUCGCUCUAGUCAAUAAACUGGAUCCCCAGUGGUCGGAGCAGGUGAAUUUGGAAGGGAACCGCAAAGUCACCUCGGGCUUUGGCCCCGUUAUGAGCUCACUCUACAAGGAGGAGAUCAUCAGGGAGGAGGACAAGACUGUGUUUGAUCAUUGCAAAGAUAAUGAGGUUAACCGACUGGCAGCAGCCCUCAAGCAAGAUGCCUUUGACAUAAACCAGCGAGAUGAGGAGGGACGCACACUGCUCCACUGGGCCUGUGAUCGCGGGCACCUUGAGACGGUGGAACUUCUGUUGAAGCGUGGCGCAAAUGUCAACUCGCAGGACGAUGAGGGACAGACAGCUCUGCAUUAUGCGUGUGGCUGCGACUUCCCAGCCACCGUUCGUCUCCUCCUGGCAUUUGGUGCUGACCCAUCGAUCCCCGACUCGGAGGGGACGCUACCCUCCCAGCUGGCCGACACCGCGCAAACCGCACAGGCCCUCACGCAGACAGGAUAGCACUGCCCACACUCACUCACUGCAGGCUCCCUCAACACGGUAAUCAACGCUACUCUUCUCGCACCACAGACGUGCUCGCUUUGGAUGGCAGAUGCCUGAUUGGGCUGGCACCAUUCGCGUGUUCACGCAGACUCCCACUAGCACCACAGGCCGUGUUUGUAUGACCAGUUUUGAGUAGGUUGAGCGUGGAUACUGCUGUCAUUCUUCGUUUAAUUUGUAUCCUUUAUCCACCUUGAUUAGACCUAGUUUAUAAGUGUAGAGAGUUGAUGGUCCUCAGCCUGGUCACCAAUGGUCACUUAAUUUGGAAUAUUUAAGUUUUGAUUAAUAUAAACAUCACCGGUAUGGCAAAACACUCUUGCGAGCUAUACAGCAUUGCAACUUGUGACUUGGCAGGAAGAUUCGUGAUGUCACGUUCCAGUGCCAUUCUCGGACAAUAUGUAAUGUUACACUGCUCGCUGUGAGAGUUUUUGAAAGGUCAUUGCUUUUCUCAAGAGCGCAAUGGCUGUAAACAUCAAACGGAAUUCAUGGGAGAGAAAGAACCUCGGCAUCGGUGGCUGGGCUUGUCACCUGCUCCGUAACCCAAGUGGUUUAAAGUUCCAUUUCGUCUAGUUUAUUAGUCUCUUGUUAUGUUUCAUUUUUUAUCUAAGCUGUUCUGAGUUUCAAACUAUUAUUACAAGUGCGCAGCACAUUACCCACCUGUAGCCAACAAGGAGGUGGGGUUUGUUUUUUCCAGUCAUACAACUUAAAACAAAGAUACCCCGUAUAGCCUAAACGGACUGUUGGGGCAAGUGCUGGUAGCGAGUAGCACCUAUGAAGGCCAGAACGGCACACAAGGGGGUGGGUGGCCAGCACCACGCCUGACCGCCUUUGUCUCUCUAGUGGCGAUAUUUACGCAUCGCACCAGAUAUUCAUUUGAGGCUGAGUCGACCUAGGGGAUGCCCAGGACCGAUUCAGAUAAUCAUCACUGGUGUCGGCCGUGAGCGGGAAUGGAACUUGGGGGACGUCGGGUUUGUAGCGCAGCACACUAACCGCUACACUACCGCUCCCCACAAUACAAACUAAACACACACCCACAUGCAUAUGUAAACACUUAUACACACUUUUGUAUAUAAUUACACUCUAGGGCACAAUCACGGCACAGUCACGUAAAUAGUACAAAGAUUAAGAUCCUCCUCAUAGCCUUUAACACAAUGCUGGGAUGGCGCUGUUAAUAACAUUCACAGCCCUUUGCCAAUCCACUGCUAGAUGAAAACCUCCAAAGGUCACGUCAGCCAUUGGGUUUGAUUGAUCAUACUUCACCACAUUGAUCAUUGCGAGUUGGUGAAGGGAGGCCCGAAACUGAUGUAGAUUUCACUACAAACUGACGUUAGCUGUGGCUGGGAAUAUGAACUCGGGCCACUGGGCUCAUAGCACAAUGCAUUAACCACUGUGCCGCCACUCCCCACAAACAAUGCAAAUAUAUACAUACACACACACAAUACAAACGUAUAGACAAUACACUUCUACACAUUCAUACAUAAACACACAUUUUAAACGUUCGCAAGUAGUUUUGCACAAGCAUCGCUCCGACGCGUAAAUAUUCACGUGCAAAAUCACACUCUCAUACGAUCAGUGGUCACAACGUAAAUGUAGAAGUGCCGGUGUGAAACCUAUUCAUCCUCAACCCAAUGUUUGACUGCCCUCUCCCCUCUGCGGAGACAUCGUAGAAUAGGAACCGUUCUGAAAUGUACUGGUAGAAAGGACUGGUGUUUUGAGAUGUUCCGGUAUAUUUCCACCACUGUUUCCGAUAACAUAUACACUUAAACCCACAUACACACAGAGUGACACGCGGUGUAGAAAAACAUAAACACGCGUACAAAAUAGAGGGAGGCCGUGCAAGUUUAUAAACACGGCUCUGGUCCUCUUUACAUGCCGACCACUUAAAACUGGUCAUGGAAAUAAAAUGUUUGUAUGUAUGAAGCAGGCUUUAUGCACUUACAUGCAUGUACACAGCAAGUCCUCGUUUAUCGCACUAGUCAUAUAUGCGGUUCUGAAAAGUGCAGCAUUUAGCGAAAACGGCAUUCAGUGAAAACUAUUCCCCCAUAAAUGGAGCGAUAACAUUUGGCCAGAUACAAUGGAUGCACACACAACGCGAAAGCGGGACCAAUAGCUGAGGGUAUGGACCGACGUGUUACCGUAUCUUUCCACGUAGCGUAUCACUGCACCGCUCAGCCACACAGCCUCGCAUAGCCAUCCACACACUUUACCGGUCACAGCGAAUACUUACAAAUGAGCGCUUACACACAAGUCUACUCCCCCAACCCUGUGAUGUACAUAUAUUUCAGUGACGUAUUAAUAUAGCUCCAAUGACAGCAGGAUAUUGAUGAUUGAAAAAUAAAAUGUGUACUCAUUCGGCCCAUCAUUGUUUUUGCGACUGUGACAUUAAUUUAUUUCCUUAAUUUAAUUAUUUUUAAUUGCAUGCCGUUCACAAUUCUCUUUGGAACGAUUAACACGAGGUCACCAGUCCAAAGAACGUGUGGUGUAUAAAUGGGUACGUUAUGCAAGCCGUUUUAAUAAAAAAACAAAUACACAAG
Messenger RNA from Lethenteron reissneri (Far Eastern brook lamprey), 3374 nucleotides. RefSeq names its product acyl-CoA binding domain containing 6 (gene ACBD6). The record is from RefSeq and is a predicted model, not a curated record. NCBI's taxonomy places the organism in Eukaryota, Metazoa, Chordata, Hyperoartia, Petromyzontiformes, Petromyzontidae. Gene Ontology annotation, molecular function: fatty-acyl-CoA binding; protein binding.